Messenger RNA from Elaeis guineensis (African oil palm), 737 nucleotides. Its product is annotated as transcription factor IBH1. Lineage: Eukaryota; Viridiplantae; Streptophyta; Magnoliopsida; Arecales; Arecaceae. Gene Ontology annotation, biological process: regulation of DNA-templated transcription. The record is from RefSeq and is a predicted model, not a curated record. Gene Ontology annotation, molecular function: protein dimerization activity.
UCCAAGCCCAUGUCGGCCUUCCACUUCCUAAGAGCUCUAUCUCAAAUAAACAAGACCACCCCCAAGUCAUCCCUUCUUCUUCGUAGUCGUAGGAUAAGGCAUGCCGCCUAUACUUCGAUGGCCUACACGGCUGGACGUAGUCGAUUGUGGAGUCGCGCUUUGCUCCGCAGGCUCCAAAGGCGAUCCAGGCUCCGGUAUUUCAGCAGCCAAAGAACCAGGGCUGUCAUCGCUCCAAGGAGGCUUAAGGCGGUGAGACCGAGGUCCGGGGAGCCAAGCCGAGCUGAGGCCCUCCGGAGGCUGGUUCCAGGGGGGGCUGGCAUGGAUUACUGCAGCCUGCUCGAUGAGACUGCACACUAUAUACAGUGCCUUAGCUCGCAAGUGCAACUCAUGCAGAAAGUCGUGGGUUCGAUAUCUUCUUAGGCUCCGUAACCAUGACCACAGCACCAGAUACAGGAGAGGAGGAGAGAAUGAUGGAGCUGUGAAGGAAGAGGAAGAGCAGGUGAGAUGAGCCGGUUGGUAAGUCUCUGCGACCAGAAAGAGAGGAGCAUCUUAUUUUAAUAAAGCAUGGGCGUUUAUUACUAUGAUAAAUAUAUAUAUAUAUAUUGGUUGUAAAUUAGAGUGAGCUGUUGUGUUUGUUAAGGUGUUCAUGUACUUUAAAGUUAAAGGUUUGUACAUAGAUUCACAAGAACAUUGUUCAAGGUAUUGACAGUUCGGUUAUAUUUUGGAGUGUUGUGAAA